Molecule: messenger RNA, 884 nt
Organism: Galleria mellonella (greater wax moth)
Lineage: Eukaryota; Metazoa; Arthropoda; Insecta; Lepidoptera; Pyralidae
Product: protein lethal(2)essential for life-like
Exons: 1
Coding region: 116-676 (186 amino acids)
Biological process (GO): response to heat; protein refolding
Molecular function (GO): protein folding chaperone
Source: RefSeq, a predicted model, not a curated record
GACCGGCGAAUCGACAUUGAAAUAAUACAAGUGAAUAAAGUCUACAAACAAGCGACUUGCGAAACGCAUCUGAGCAAAUUUUUACUCAUUUCAAGUGCAUUUAAUAGUCGUAAAUAUGUCUCUAUUACCGUACUUCUUCGACGAUUGGGGCUUUGGACGUCCACGCCGUCUAGCUGACCAGCACUUCGGUCUGGUUCUCACUCCACACGAUUUAUUGUCAGUCGCUGCUGGGCCUCUCUUGACACGAGAGUACUUCAGACCUUGGCGACACUUAGCAGCUGCACAGAGGGACCUGGGAUCCAGUAUAAAGACCGACGCGGAUAAAUUCCAGAUCAACUUGGACGUACAACAUUUCGCACCGGAUGAGAUCUCAGUGAAGACGGCGGAUGGGUACAUCGUGGUGGAAGCUAAACACGAGGAAAAGAAAGACGACCACGGGUACAUCUCGCGUCAGUUUGUGCGAAGGUACGCGCUUCCCGAGGGUACGUUACCAGAGACGGUGGAGUCUCAGCUUUCUUCCGAUGGUGUGCUCACCAUCACUGCACCUAGGAAGGUCUCGGAAGCUGUCAAGGGAGAAAGGAAGGUCCCAAUUGCACAGACCGGUCCUGUCAGGAAGGAAAUAAAGGAUCCAAUCGAUCAAAAGGAUGUUGCCAAAGAUGAGAAGGAGAAAGAGUGAAAUUGGUGCAUGUUUACUGAUUUAUAAUUUGUUAAUUUGUUUGUAAGAUAUUUUUCCAAAGAUUUACUAGAUUUAAUAUUUUACCUAAGUACUAUAAUUGUUGGUGGCGCCAUUUUGAGACUGAUUUUAAAAAUUUAAUAUUUUAUAUUUUCAUUAUAAACCUUUUGUGUUUGGGAAAACAAUAAAGGUUUAAGUUUAUUUUUUAUAA